Molecule: messenger RNA, 1116 nt
Organism: Meloidogyne enterolobii
Lineage: Eukaryota; Metazoa; Nematoda; Chromadorea; Rhabditida; Meloidogynidae
Source: the annotation of a GenBank genome assembly
AAAAUUACUAAUUCAGAAUCUAAAUUAAUAGAAAAACCUUCAACUACAACUAAGGCCAAAUUGUCAAAGAAAAAACGAAAUCAAGAGAAAAAGAAAAAUUUAGAAUUGAAAAAUUUAGAGAAAAAAUCUGUGGAAGAAAUUUCAGAUAAUAAAAUGGAAGAGAUUGAAGGGGAGGAAUUGACAUCAAGUCAACCAAAAAUAAUUAAUGAAAAUACUAUAAGCGAGUCUUUAGAUGAAGAUACAAUAAGCGAAGAUGUAGAAGAAGAACCUCAGGGGGUUAAAAUAGAAGAGCAGAAACCAGCUGAAAAGCCUAUAAUGAAGAAUUUGGAAGAUAAAAUUAUUAAGUCUUCUAAAGGAAAAGGUAAAGCAAAUGCUAAUAAAAACAUUAAGGCAAAACAUGGAAAAAAGGUUAAAAAUGAAGUGAUUAAUAAAAUAAUUAAGAAAGAAGAUGAAUUAAAGACAAAUAAUGAGUUGACAGUGUUUGAGGAAAAUAAUGAGCUCAUUGAUGUAUUGAAAGAAAAAAAGCAUUGGAAUGAUUUGAAAAAUUCAAAUUUUAUUAUUGAUAGAACUGUCACUUUAGAGGAAGCAAUUGCUGACAUAAAGAAAAUUGUUGAACAUUGGAAUAAAAAUGCUUUUACAUUAAUUUCUGGUUCUUAUCUUUUAAAUAUUAAUUCUGUAGAAUCUGAUGUUGAUUUUAUUGUUGUAUUACCAUUUAAUUACAAUAAUAAUAAUGACAAAUUUGUAACAAAAAGAAUGUUGGAUGAUGAAUUUAUGGGUAUUAGAUCUGAGUGUAAUUUUGAAAAAAGGGAGGAAUGUAGUGAGAAAGGAUCGCUUUACUGCGUUUUAUGCGAGAACAAAGCAACAUCAUGGCUUAGAAAAAUUACAGCGGGUGUUAGUGAAAUAAAUGCCAAAAUUCAUGACUAUUCUUUCGAUUUAGCCUUUGUUGCUUAUCCUUGGGAAAGAAAUUCUGAACAAGUUUUGAAUUUUAUAAAAAGUGAAGAAAGUUUGAAAAAUCUAAAUGAAAUAGAUAAUUUUAUUUUAAAUUUUACUGAACAAUUUGGGACGAAUCUGCAAUUUGACCGUUUUGGAAUGAUUAAUUCAUUAUCCGGUUCAUAA